GUCCUUGUUUACUGCAUAAAUACGUCAACUCUCUCAGUUCAAUGACAUCAACAAAUCCAUAUAAAAACGACGCCCAAACCAGUCCCCGUAAUUCUUGUUUAUUUGAGUAUACUCGAACUCCUAUUCUAAAACGCGAUACCUCUCAACGUCAUGGGGCGUGUUCUUGCAGUUAUGCUGGCCGUCGCUUUAGCCGUCCUCACCGCAAGCUGGCCGGCCGUCUACGGUGAAAAGCCGGUGCCGGCCACACCGUACGUCCCACCGUUACAUUUCAAGAGAAGCUUGGGCCUGGCGGACGACGAGGCAGUUAUGGAGCGGUUGGCUCGGGCAAUGGAUCAGAGCCACUUAGUUUCCCGAAGUCAAGCAGGUUGUGGUGGCAGCUUGAGCGGGAGUGGGGCUCUCAAUUCACCGGGGUAUCCGUCCGAAUACCCCAAUGACCUCCAGUGCGUGUGGACCAUCAAGGCACCGGUUGGUCAACACGUAAAGCUGACAAUAGAUGACAUGGAGAUUGAGAACCAAUCAUUUUGCGCCUGGGACCAGCUAUUCAUCCGAGUGGCCAAUGAAAUCGUACCAGCUGUGCUGUGUGGCUCAGGGUCUGUCUCGGGUUCUUUCAUCUCUGGCGGCAACGAGAUGACGGUGAUCUUCCUGAGUGACGAAUCGGUAGCCGAGAAAGGUUUCAGCGCGACGUAUUCCGCCAUAAGCCUGUAGUAAAACGAAUUAGGGACGUCGGGAUACCAGAUAAUUUGUCGAUUCAAAAUAAAAGACCCCCAAAAGGUCGAAUGUUAAAUAACAAUGAUGUACAUUCGUUAAUUAAAAUAAACAAUCCCUAGAUUAACGACACAUCAAUUAUACUACAAAAUGUUAAAAGAUGACAUUUUUUUCAGGGUGCAGAUAAUUUUAUGUUAGUAUAUUUUUCAAGAAAAUAGUGCAAGCCGAUGUUUUUUUCCAUUAAAGUUGCCCGCACGAUUUCGUCAAGGGUGCUUAUGAUAAGCCACUUUUUAGCGAAUUUUUCAGCGAAUUCUUUUCUUACAGAUGAGGUUUUAUAUUUAUGCUUGGUAGGUUUUCCAGCAAUUACAAUUCUAUGACCCACAGUACGGUACUCAUAAGAUUUAAGUCUUUACAUCCAAGAAAAAAUCUGGUCAACUAAAAAAAAAUAAAUAACAAAUUAAGCAAGUAUUUGGAAACAAUGAGGGUUUUGAGAAGUUUGUCAUAAUUUUUAGGGAGAAAGCGUACGUCAUGUAGCAAAGGCUCACGUGUUUGCUUUGUCUAAAAUUAAUGACGCAGCAUAUUACAUACACUCCACGCGCCCCAAGAACAAACACAUUUAUAGGCCUAAAACUGAGAAUAUUAUAACAAAGAGUUAUGAAGUAAAUGUGCUGAUGAAUAAACCAGACGUCUACAAAAGAAGUUCUUCAAUAUG
Patiria miniata (bat star) is the source of this 1417-nucleotide messenger RNA. Its product is annotated as membrane frizzled-related protein-like. Lineage: Eukaryota; Metazoa; Echinodermata; Asteroidea; Valvatida; Asterinidae. The transcript has 4 exons. Bases 151 to 705 code for a protein of 184 amino acids. The record is from RefSeq and is a predicted model, not a curated record.